UUAAAGUGCAGAGUCAUCAGUGCGCAGUCUAACGAAAAUUAACCGCCUGUCGAAGUUUAAUAUAUUUAUCAAAACAAACGACAUUUGUUUAAAGGCACGAACAUGUCGGGGGGAGCUCUUUUUGGAAAUAAUGUAUCUCGCAGUUCUUCCAAAAAUUUGGUGGAGUUUAAAGCUGGAAAAAUGACCAUGAAAGGGAAAAUGGUUUAUCCAGAUACACGAAAGGGCCAGCUAUACGUUUAUCAAUCCGACGACUCGUUGAUGCAUUUCUGUUGGAAAGAUCGUACGACAGGUUUUGUCGAAGAUGAUUUAAUUAUUUUUCCUGAUGAUUGUGAAUUUAAACAUGUUCCUCAAUGCAAAUCUGGAAGGGUGUAUCUUUUACGGUUCAAGUCAUCGAGCAAAAAAUUUUUUGUCUGGCUUCAGGACCUUAAAACAGACAAAGAUGAAGAGUACUGUAGAAAAAUUAAUGAAGUUCUCAAUAACCCACCAACUCCUGGGUCACAAAGGAGUGGCAAUACAAACCCAGAAGGGGAUCUCCAAAAUAUAUUAAAUAAUAUGUCACAACAGCAAUUGAUGCAGUUGUUUGGUGGUGUAGGUCAAAUGGGUGGGUUAGGUAGUUUAUUGGGUACAAUGAAUAGACCUCAGGGUGGGCAAAGUACUAGUGCUUCUGCAACAACUGGACCUGCUAGAGCGCUUAUAAACCCGCGACUUCCUUCGUCACAUCGGCAUAAUUCAAAUCACCGACAUCCACAUCCGCGAAUUACCAUAAAUCCUGUAGGACCUUCGCCACAAACUGUGUCUUUACCAGCAUCUACGAAUGAUACUCCAAAACCGAAUGGAGACAACAAACAAACAACCAAAACGCCAGCUCCGUCGACGUCUGGAGCAGCGAAAGGCGCCAAUAACAAAAUACGACUUAGCGAUCUUCAAUCCUUCUUAUCGAAAAUUCCUACAUCGACGGAAUCGGAAUCUGUUGUUCAGAGGGGCGUAGCAACUGAGCUGACCAAUGCCAUCCCUGCGGCGAUCUCCGCAUCGGAAAGUUUGGAGCGUGCAAUGAGCCCACACUUACCACCAGGGGACCACCUGUGUACCACGCUAUUGUCUCCCCAGUUCUCCCAGGCGCUAUCAAUGUUCUGGUCUGCUUUGCAGUCAGGCCAGGCGGGACCUGUCGUCCGUCAAUUUGGCUUGGGACCCGACGCGGUUGAUGCUGCUACCAGUGGAAAUAUCGAAGAAUUCGUCACUGCUCUUGAAUCUGAAGCUCAGACUGGCCAAGAACAGACACAGCAAGGACAAGAAGACAAUAAUACGAAACAAGCAUCACCGACAUCUAGUCCUGAUAAGAAAGACGACGACGAAGGAAUGGCUUCAGAUUAAGAAACAAAUUUUAUGCGUCUGAUUUCAUCUAUAUUUUCAUUUAGAAGUUGUGGUGUACUCCAACUGAAAAACAACCACUGUGUCCAACAGUGCCAUAAGUGUUGCUGGGAUGAGAGGUACCAAUAAAAAUUAAAUCCAGGACUGCAAUGAUAAUUUGUGCAAUCCAUGAUGCCCAAUGACAAAGGAAAUAUGAAUGAGACUAAACGUGACAUUUAUAACAAAAAUGUACUUAACACGCAUUGUUUAUAAUAAAUGUUGCAGUGAUAUCUCAAUUCAUGAUAUGUACCACGUUUGAUACAAACAAUACAUUUGUGCACACAAAUAUU
Messenger RNA from Colletes gigas, 1697 nucleotides. It is a transcript of the gene Rpn13, whose product is annotated as proteasomal ubiquitin receptor ADRM1. Gene Ontology annotation, biological process: ubiquitin-dependent protein catabolic process. The record is from RefSeq and is a predicted model, not a curated record. Lineage: Eukaryota; Metazoa; Arthropoda; Insecta; Hymenoptera; Colletidae. Gene Ontology annotation, molecular function: ubiquitin binding; proteasome binding; endopeptidase activator activity. Gene Ontology annotation, cellular component: cytoplasm; nucleus; proteasome regulatory particle, lid subcomplex. The transcript is spliced from 6 exons. The coding region runs from base 103 to 1371 and encodes 422 amino acids.